AUGGAUGGAGCCCUUGAUCUCCUGCUGGUGCAGGUUCAGGGGCUCGCUGCUGGCGGAGGCGUAACUCCGCUGCUGCUAGGCCUCCUUGGCUUUCUGGCAUGGCACUGGCUGCUCACCCGGCACAUGCCUUUGGCCAUGCAAAGUCAGCGGAAAGCGAGCAAAAAUGCGCCCAAGCAAGACGCGGAUUUAGAGAAGCAUCUUGAGGAGGAGCAAGGAAAAGUCUUAGCGCGAUCCUGGAAAACUGCGUGUUACUAUGUGGUGCAUUUGCACGUGUCGCUGAUUCUCGUCCUCAUCUACGAGUUUUUCCGGAAGCGCGACGUCUCCUCCCUGAUAUGGCUUGCAGCUUGUUUGGUCGUCUACGGGGGCUUACUGGAUCCCAACCGUAAAGGUGUCCCCGAGAUAACAGCUCGGCGGGCCAGCUCACAAUUUGCUUGCUGCCUCUUCGGCUGGAUGGUCUGCCUUGUUGCCAGUGCCUGGGAGAACCAUCAGGACUUUCUCGUUCGGCGAGAUCUGCUGAUGAUGGCACAGACCAUUAUGGUGAUCAUCUAUCCAAACAUGACAGUGGCUAGCUGCUUUGCUGUCUGUGGAUGUGCUGGCUACGUUUGGACUACAUGGCAGGUAUUCGGCUCAGAAGCUUUGACCUUGUGGUUUUGCAUCAACCAGGUCUAUCAAGUUGUGAUCGUUAUCCUCUUCCCCGCCUUCACUCAGAUGAAUCACAAAGAAUGCAUCCUGUCGAGCUUCAAUUCGCAGGAUGCAGACUCGCUAGUGUGGGCUUUCCGGCAGGUGCUGAAAGGAGUAUGCGAUGGUGACCUGUUACUUGACGAUGAGUUGAAGAUCUGUGGAGGCUCCAGUUGCCUAAAGCGCAUGCUGGAGACACCAGAGGACAAAAAGGGCCAGGCUUUUGUGGACCUAAUCGUCACGGACGAGAAAGCAAUAAAAAGCUUUGACGAGUUUGUGCGAGACUCUUCAAAAGCUGCUCAACAUGAAGGUAGUGCGCCUCAAUGCCUGCGCGUAGCCCUCAGGGGAUCGAGACGCCUGGUGAGUGCUGACGUGUUUCACGUCGCGCUUCCCAAGACGCUGGGCGUAUCGUCUGGGCGGCAUUUGCUGGCAAUCGCGGAAGAUGCAGACUCUCGAAGUCUCAUGGAUGCUGAGAAGGAUUCUAUCCCCAGCAGCCUUCUGAGCAGUCGAUCUUCCUUGACCGGGCCGACUGCCCCACAGUCCUCUCCGCCAUCUGUGACAUCCAUGGAUAGUGGCAUGACCGAAAACAUUCACAUGUUCGAAGAGCUUGCACAGCUAACGCUGACACUGAACGCCAGCACCGAGCUCAUGGAUGUACCUGAAAUCAUGAUGCGCUUUUCAAGGCGCACAGAUGAGGACAAGAUCGGGUUCGGGAUGCCCACGAUGAAGAAGUUCCUUCGUCCCCUCGACUGGUUCCCCUUGGAGGCGAAACUUCGCCAGUACGCCCGGGCCGCGCGAAAGGAGCUUCCAGCGCAGAAGAAGCUCGCGCCCCUGAUGUUCCGGGUCCCCGGAGACUCAAGGAACUUCAUUCGUGCCCGAGGAGUAUCUUUGAGGUCUGUUUUUAAUGGCCCUCGUCCAGCUGGACAGCCGGCCUUUCUACAUCUGACCCUGACUGAUUUCAAUGAGGAGCGGCGGGCAACAACCACCGAGCCCUCGUUCCUGACUUGUGUAGAAGAAAUUUCUAAGGCAAGGAGGGCACCUCCCGCAGCAACCCAGGAGGAAGACUCCAGACCUGUUUGA
This is a messenger RNA of Symbiodinium pilosum, 1758 nucleotides long. NCBI's taxonomy places the organism in Eukaryota, Dinophyceae, Suessiales, Symbiodiniaceae. The record is from the annotation of a GenBank genome assembly.